AACGUGGCAAGACAGACCUAUGCUAGCGGCCUGUUGCUACUCACUACGUAGACACAGAGUUCAAACUCUGUACUGUCUUUGACGUAGGUGUCGUUUGCCUGCUAGUGGCUUUCACUGUAAAAACAUGGCGAGGUUUAGCGAGCAUGGGAUUCGCCUCAGUUCCAUGAGUCCGUCUUUCCUGAAUAGUAAUUCAACAAGUCAUACGUGGCCUUUCAGCGCAGUUGCAGAACUAAUAGAUAAUGCGUCAGACCCGGGCGUGACAGCCAGGCAGAUCUGGAUAGAUGUGGUGGAGGAGCAACAGCAGCUCUGUCUGGCCUUCACUGACAACGGCAGCGGAAUGACCCCCAACAAACUGCACAAGAUGCUCAGUUUUGGUUUCACAGAGAAAGGUUCUGGUAAGGGCAGCCACCAGGCCAUCGGUGUCUAUGGAAACGGCUUUAAGUCUGGCUCCAUGCGCCUGGGUCGUGACGCUCUGAUCUUCACUAAGAACGGAGGCUGUCUGACCGUCGGCAUGCUGUCUCAGAGCUACCUACAGGCUGUAAAGGCACAGGCUGUCAUCGUCCCCAUAGUGCCCUUCAACCAACAGACCAAGGUGCUGGUAGUGACUGAGGACUCUGAGGCCAGUCUGAAUGCCAUCCUGACCCACUCUCUGAUCCACACCCAGAAGGAGCUGCUGCAGCACUUUGACUCCAUCCUCUCCAAGAAGGGCACCAAGAUCCUCAUCUGGAACAUACGCAGGAACAAAGAUGGUAAGCCGGAGCUGGAUUUCGAGACAGAUGAGUUUGACAUCCGGAUGCCAGAGAUCCACUCAGAGGAGACCAAGACUAGAGGCAGGAAGAAGAGCUUCCCUGGACCUCAGAGGACUGACCACACCAUCCCGGAGAUGGACUACUCCCUGAGAGCCUACCUCAGCAUCUUGUACCUGAAGCCUCGGACUCAGAUCAUCCUGCGACAGAAGAAGGUUCAGACCAAGCUGGUCGCCAAGAGCCUGUCGCAGAUUGAGAACGAUGUUUAUAAACCCCAAUUCAAUAAAGACAGAGUUAAGGUCACCUUUGGGUUCAACCGUAAGAACAAAGACCACUAUGGCAUCAUGAUGUACCACAAGAACCGCCUCAUCAAGUCCUAUGAGAAGGUUGGCUACCAGAUCAAGUCGUCAGGUCAGAGGGCAGGGGUUGGGGUUAUUGGAGUCAUUGAGUGCAACUUCCUGAAGCCGGCUCACAACAAGCAAGACUUUGAAUACACCAAAGAGUACAGGCUGACCCUGUCGUCCCUGGGACUGAAGCUCAACGACUACUGGAAUGAGAUGAUGGAGAAAAAGGCGAGAGAACGAGAGUUCCUGGCAGCGGAGAAGAAGAAUGAAGAGGAAGAGGAGGAGGUGGAGGAGGAAGAGGAGGAGAGUCCAGUGUGGCUGCAGUGUGAGGACUGUCUGAGGUGGAGGCGUGUCCCAGAAGGCCACUACAGCUCCACCCCUGAACACUGGAACUGCAGCCAGAACCCCAACACCAUGCUCAGGAGCUGCUCUUUGCCAGAGGAAGCAGAGGAGAGUGAAGAAGAGUUAACGCCAAGCUACCAGAAGAAGACCUACAAGAAGGACCAAGGCCUGGUCAGGAAACGAGGCCGCCCGCGGAAGCACCAUGUCCUCCCCCAAGGCCUGUCUGAGCCGGUCCUCCUCCGCCCUCUGCCCCGUGAUGCCCCCCUCCCUCUGUCUGAGCCGGUCCUCCUCCGCCCUCUGCCCCGUGAUGCCCCCCUCCCUCUGUCUGAGCCGGUCCUCCUCCGCCCCCUACCCCCUGAUGCCCCCCUGCCUCUGAUUGAACCGGUCCUCCUCCGCCCCCUACCCCCUGAUGCCCCCCUGCCUCUGACUGAACCGGUCCUCCUCCGCCCCCUACCCCCUGGUGCCCCCCUCCAUCUGCUCACAGAGGAGAUUGAGAACAGCGAGCUGAAUAAGACAGUGGCUCCACUGGUGGCCACUUUAGAGGAUGACGAGGACAACAUGCCACAGUCCAAGUCUGGGUCAGAGACAUGCGCACCCACACGCGCAUGCAAACGCUCAUACAGCAGAAACAAGCGGAAGUCAAUAUGGCCGCCCAGGGACAUGGAAAAGAGACCACAACCAUGGGCGGGGCCACACCCGUUCGCUGACGAGAUCCAAGAUGUGCAACAACCUGGGAAAGCUGGCAACGAACCACAGACACUGACUGGGCAGACAGAGAAGACCAAGGGGGAAAAGGCACCACUCGGGGCCACCAGAGGAGGCCUUUCCCAGCCCAGCUCCAGCCUUGCCUGGCCUCCCUCCCUCACUUCAGCCCAGACGGUGGUGGUGUCCCCCCUGAGUCGUCCGGAGGGCCCCUGGCCCCGGGCUCUGACCCUGGAGGGGGCAGGUUCAGAAAGGGGAGCCCUGGUCCAGAGACUGGCUGGACUGGAGAAGGAGGCUCAGAGGCUGAGGAGGAUACUGGGUUCCAACGCACCCCCAGCAACACAGGACACUGUGGUGAUGACAGACGCUGCCUCUGGGGAUAAGGAAUCUGGCGAGGCGGGGGCGGAGACAACGGUGGCCAUGGUAACCAAACAGGACCAAAAGGAGUGUGAGAGCUCAGCGUCCCCUGGCAUACCAGUGGUUCCAGGGCUGGCUGUGGAGGGCGUCCAGCCCCAGAGAGAGCAGCCUGAGCUGGGCAGGCUGAGGAGGGAGAAGGCUGACCCCCAGAGCAGGCUGAGACAGACUGACAGCCCAGUGACCAGGGACCAGAGCUCCCGCAUUGUGCAGGAGAACCUCCACAAAAUCCGAGGGAACGUGGUGGCUCUGCUGUCAGCCAUCCUGCCCCACCUGGACCUGCAGGGCAUCAGCCUGGAUACGCCAGACGUAGACAGCAUCCUGCAGCAGAUCAUAGACGCCAACUCACUGUCUCCACUCUAGAGACAACUCACUGUCUCCACUCUAGAACCCACUCUCAGUGCUCUAGAACCCACUCUCACCGCUCUAGAACUCACUCUCACCACUAGUACUUAUGCUCACCACUCUACUGUAGGUAACAUAUUGUUUAUUUUUUCAUACCAACCUGGAACCCCUAUGGCUCUGGUUCAAUGUCCACAACACAUUCACAACACAUUAUCCACACACGGACUCACAUUGUAAUGGCUGACCAUCUUAAUAGCCCGACUGACUGUCACACUGUAAAUACUUUAUCCCCAAUUGACCCUGCCUAAGUUCAGAUGCGUUAUACUGUACUCGUUGAGUGUGAGAUGUUGUUGAAAAGUUGUAAUACUGUACUCAGAUGAGCUUGCUAUGCUGUAUGUUUUACCUUCACCAUAUGUAAAGGAUCCACAAGUAACCAGCAGUCUCUGCUUCAUUUAUCAUCAUGUGUUAUUACUUGUCAAUCAGAGACCCUGGCUUGUGUGAGAGAAGCUGAGAAGCCUAUUACUGUUUGCUUUUCAUCAUUGCUACUGUUUUUAAUACGUUUGUUAAUUAUUUUGUCAUUUUAAUAUAUGCAAAUGUUCCUUGAAAGAUUCUAAAUACUGUAAGGGCUGGACUUAAACAACCCUGUCAUUACAAUGUUUUAUAGUUUUACCGUUUGUUUGCUUGCAUAUCUUUUUAAAGAAAAUCAACCAGG
Molecule: messenger RNA, 3605 nt
Organism: Salvelinus namaycush (lake trout)
Lineage: Eukaryota; Metazoa; Chordata; Actinopteri; Salmoniformes; Salmonidae
Product: MORC family CW-type zinc finger protein 3-like
Exons: 16
Coding region: 125-2911 (928 amino acids)
Cellular component (GO): nucleoplasm; nucleus
Molecular function (GO): zinc ion binding; ATP hydrolysis activity
Source: RefSeq, a predicted model, not a curated record